UACAGCAUUAUCCCUUGCACUCACUUCUGUUCCAAUUUUUCCCCUCCCUCCCUCCACCCCCUCCCCCAGAUGGCAAGCAGUCCUUUACAUGUUGAAUAGGUUAUAGUACAAAUAACAUAUUCUUAAGCCCCAUACCAGUUUUGUCAUGUCAGGAUCCUUCAACCAACAGUCCUUGUGAUAUGGACAGCAAGUUGGGAAGCACUCAAAAAAAGUUAAAAAUCUGAUUAAAGGAGACAUAAUAAACUGAGAAAUUAUUAGGUAUGGCAUUUGGCAUCUACGAUUCUUUAUCUUACAAAGCCAGGGUCUACAUCUAUAUCAUUAUCUUUAGAUACCAAUUAGCAUGUUACCACAAGACAGAAAAAGUCUUCAAGAAGCAACAGAUUGUUAGAGUAUAAGACAUAGAGUCAAAAGACUUAGAUUAUGCUGCCCACUUACUAGUAGGGAUCCUGGGGAAAGAGAUCUAGCUUCUACUUCAGCUUCUUAUUCUGUAAAAUGAAGUGGUUAGAUUAAAUGUCCUCCAAGAUCUCUUUUAAUCCUAAAAUUCUUUGAUUCCAUGUGUUUUUUUUUAAUUAUAUAGGCAAUAGGGCUCACUUUUGGGACCCUAUUGAACAUCCCAGUACAAUGGCACCAUUUGUAAGACCAAUAACAAGCUUCAUAUGCAAAAGAAUUUUCCAUUUUUAUGAGAAUACAAUUUUCAUGAACUUGACAUUGCUUCUUCAAAAGGUGCAAUAUUCACAGAGUUCUUAUAGCCUUAUUUUUUGUUUGUUUUUGUGCAGCAUGAUAUAAAAUGAAACACAAUUUCCCUUUUUUUAAAAGAAAAAGUCAUUACAACAGGCUUGUUUCCUUAUUUUCCUUUUUUUUUUUUUCACACAAAGAUCUUACUUUUGAAUUCAUUCUCCUGGUCAUUCAGUGCCUUUCCUUGCCUAAGAAAUGCAUAACUUGCCAAGGAUAGAUUAAGAAAGCUCUCUCUCUGUUUUUUUCUCCCUUUCAUACACUGGGGAUUGCUAUAACCCAGAAGUUAAUUUCUCUCUGGUCACUUCUGAGUUCCACCCAGCAGAAAAAGAAGAAAAGAAAUGACAUUUAUGAACUGCUCCCUUCAAAACAACUUGGUUGAGAUCUCUAUAGCCACUCUGAUGAUUCUGGAAUUUGCAUUAGGAUUGCUGGGCAAUGGAAUGGCUCUGUGGUCUUUUACUUCUCACUUAAAGGUAUGGAAACCCUAUGCAGUCUACUUAUUCAACCUGGUCAUUGCAGAUCUCUUAUUGUCUGUGUGCCUACCAUUCCAAAUCAUCUUCUAUCUCAUGCACAAGAAAUGGGAAUUGGGAAGGGCAGGUUGCCAUAUCCUGACCUUCCUGUUGUCCUUAAGCAGGACUGGUGGUAUUGCCUUUCUUACUGCAGUAGCUUUGGAUCGAUAUCUCAAGGUGGCUCACCCUCGUUUCAAGAUCAACAACUUCUCAAUUCAGACAGCCAAGUUCAUCUCUGCUUUAGUCUGGCUUCUAGUUGUGGUACUGAUUCACCCAAGCCUGGUGACUUCCGGAACUGGGAAAAAUGCUACUGAGUGCCAUAGUUUCUACCCCAUGGAAGAAAUCACAUUUGGUGGCACUUGGCAGGAGGUGGUGUUCUUUCUUCAGUUUCUUCUUCCCUUCAGUCUCAUCCUGUUCUGCAACAUUCGCAUCAUUAGGAUACUCCAGCAGCGGCUCCAGCAAGACAAACAGCCCAAGCUUCACAGGUCUAUGGUGUUAGUCACCACAGUAGUGGUGCUCUUUGGAAUUUGCUUUCUGCCUAGCUUUCUGGCUAGGAUACUCAUGACCAUCUUCAAAAGGUCAGAGAACUGCUGGACUCUUCAGGUGAUAAUUCAUAUAUGUGAUGUCACUAACAGCCUCACCUAUGUCAACAGUGUCCUCAACCCAAUGGUAUACUGUUUUUCAAGUCCAGUGUUCAGAUAUUCAUAUAGGAAAGUCUUUAAUACAAUAAGAGGAAAAACAAAGAAACUGCAGUCUCAGGGUUUUGAUCUCAAAGAUUCAUGUCGUAGUGAAUAGAGUACAGAACUUCAAGUUAGGAGUAACUGGGUUUGAAUCCUACCUCAUAUAUUGACUGGGUAACUCUGGGUAAAUCAUUUAAACUUUCUGUACCUCACUUUCCUCUCCUAUUAAAAUGGGAUAAGAGUUCUAAUUCAUAGACUGAUUGUGAAGAUACAGUUUAAUAAAGUACUUGAAGCAUUUUGUGAAUCUUAAAGCUUUAUAGAAAUGUGAACUAUGAAUAUUAAUGAAGAUAACUGGAGAGUUCUGCUGAGAUAUCUCUGCACAAAUCAGGACAUAGACUUAUUUCUGCCUCUGCUCAUGUGAAGCCAAAGACAGAAUACUUAUUUAAUGUGAGCAGCAAUUUUCUCUACUUCAAUUUUUACCAGAUUUUAAUCCCUGCUGUUUUACAAUCCACGGGAGGAUAAUCAGAAUUAACAAAUUAAACCUUCCAGUAUAGCCUAAAUUAAGCUAUAACAAAGUGGUUUGAUCGAUCUAGUUCUGAAUCUGAAAGAAGAAGCUCUUGAUUCUCAACUAAAUAAUGGAUUUUCUGUUUGACCGUAGGCAAGUGAUUUUGAUUUUCAAGUUCUCUAGCUCUAAGAUGGAAAAAAAAAAAGAUAAGCAGAAGAGAGAAUCCUAUUUUUUAAUCAUAGAGAUGUAGUAAGAAGUAAUAUGGUAAAAAUCUAUAUGGUUUUGAA
Messenger RNA from Antechinus flavipes (yellow-footed antechinus), 2713 nucleotides. It is a transcript of the gene GPR31, whose product is annotated as G protein-coupled receptor 31. The transcript has a single exon. Gene Ontology annotation, molecular function: G protein-coupled receptor activity. Lineage: Eukaryota; Metazoa; Chordata; Mammalia; Dasyuromorphia; Dasyuridae. Gene Ontology annotation, biological process: G protein-coupled receptor signaling pathway. Gene Ontology annotation, cellular component: membrane. The record is from RefSeq and is a predicted model, not a curated record. The coding region runs from base 1074 to 2036 and encodes 320 amino acids.